Molecule: messenger RNA, 9794 nt
Organism: Oncorhynchus keta (chum salmon)
Lineage: Eukaryota; Metazoa; Chordata; Actinopteri; Salmoniformes; Salmonidae
Product: homeobox protein SIX5-like
Exons: 3
Coding region: 2902-5796 (964 amino acids)
Biological process (GO): regulation of transcription by RNA polymerase II
Cellular component (GO): transcription regulator complex; nucleus
Molecular function (GO): DNA-binding transcription factor activity, RNA polymerase II-specific; RNA polymerase II cis-regulatory region sequence-specific DNA binding
Source: RefSeq, a predicted model, not a curated record
AAUGCAGAUUUACUAAAGGUGCUUUUCCUUAGGGGAACUAUACAGUCACCUCUCAUGGCAGACCUUGUGGAUCUGCUGCCAUAUGUCUGGGUUUUCUGUUUAACAAAAAUAUUGAGUGGAGGGGGAGCCAGGCCAUUAAGGAUCUGGAAUAUAAGACAUGCGUCGGUGUAUUGCACAAGAUUUUCCCAUUUCAAGAGCUCAUGCUUUCUAAGGAUGUGACAAUGAUGAUGGCUAUUGGGCUUCCUAUCAAGCACUUUGAGAGCCUGUUUGUAGACAGACUGAAUCGGUUUUAAUGUUGUACAGCAAGCUUGGGCCCAACUAGUCAAGCAGUAUGUUAAGUGGGGGAGUAUCAUAGAUUUGAAGUACAGUUUUGCUACCUCUGUAGUCAAACAGAGGCAAUACGUAAUUUCGAUUAAGGCAUUAAUGAGCGAGCCAGGACGGACGUAGUCAAUAUACUUAUUUGUUCACCACUUUUGAAAUGUACAGCGGCAGAACAUGGGCCGUUCUUACAGUGUUCUCCCUGUACACCAAGUCAGAAACGUAGGAUAUAAAAAUGGGGCAUAUAAGCAGACAACGAAAGCUUUUACAAUAUUCUAUGAUUACAUUUCUCUAAAACAGGUUAUAGUCUGGAUGUGCACCACCAAGUCAGAACAGUAGGUGAGAUUCAGAGGUGAAAAUAGACCCUGGAUUUUGGAGCUGCCCUACUCAAGAAAGCAUGUUUGUAUGGAGGCUUUAUUAACUCAAUUAUAUACAGUUGAAGUCAGAAGUUUACAUACACCUUAGCCAAAUACAUUUAAACUCAGUUUUUCACUAUUUAAUCAGAGUAAAAAUUCCCUGUCUUACGUCAGUUAGGAUCACCACUUUAUUUUAAGAAUGUGAAAUGUCAGAAUAAUAGUAGAGAGACUGAUUUUUUUCAGCUUUUAUUUCUUUCAUCACAUUCCCAGUGGGUCAGAAGUUUACAUACACUCAAUUAGUAUUUCGUAGCAUUGCCUUUAAAUUGUUUAACUUGGGUCAAAUGUUGUGGGUAGCCUUCCACAAGCUUCCCACAAUAAGUUGGGUGAAUUGUGGCCGAUUCCUCCUGACAGAGCUGGUGUAACGGAGUCAGGUUUGUAGGCCUCCUUGCUCGCACAUGCUUUUUCAGUUCUGGCCACAAAUGUUCUAUAGGAUUGAGGUCAGGGGCUUUGUGAUGGCCACUCCAAUACCUUGACUUUGUUGUCCUUAAGCCAUUUUUCCAUAACUUUGGAAGUAUGCUUGGGGUCAUUGUCCAUUUGGAAGACCCAUUUGCAACCAAGCUUUGACUUCCUAACUGAUGUCUUGAGAUGUUGCUUCAAUAUAUCCACAUAAUUUCCCUCCCUCAUGACACCAUCUAUUUUGUGAAGUGCACCAGUCCCUCCUGCAGCAAAGCACCCCCACAACAUGAUGCUGCCACCCCCGUGCUUCAUGGUUGGGAUGGUGUUCUUUGGCUUGCAAGCCUCCACCUUUUUCCUCCAAACAUAACGAUGGUCGUUAUUGCCAAACAGUUCUAUUUUUGUUACAUCAGACCAGAGGACAUUUCUCCAAAAAGUAUGAUCUUUGUCCCCAUGUGCAGUUGCAAACUGUAGUCUGGCUUUUUUAUGGUGGUUUUGGAGCAGUGGCUUAUUCCUUGCUGAGCGAUAUCGGACUCGUUUUACUGUGGCUAUAGAUACUUUUGUACCAGUUUCCUCCAGCAUCUUCACAAGGUCCUUUGCUGUUGUUCUGGGAUUGAUUUGCACUUUUCACACCAAAGUAUGUUCAUCUCUAGGAGACUCCUUCCUGAGCGGUAUGAUGGCUGCGUGGUCCCAUGGUGUUUAUACUUGCGUACUAUUGUUUGUACAGAUCAACAUGGUACCUUCAGGCAUUUGGAAAUUGCUCCCAAGGAUGAACCAGACUUGUGGAGGUCUACAAUUUUUUUCUGAGGUCUUGGCUGAUUUAUUUACAUUUUCCCAUGAUGUCAAGCAAAGAUGCACUGAGUUUGAAGGUAGGCCUUGAAAUACAUCCACAGGUACACCUCCAAUUGACUCGGAUGAUGUCAGAAGCUUCUAAAGCCAUGACAUCAUUUUCUGGAAUUUUCCAAGCUGUUAAUCGGCACAGUCAAUUUAGUGUAUGUAAACUUCUGACCCACUGGAAUUGUGAUAUGGUAAAUUAUAAGUGAAAUAAUCUGUCUAUUAACAAAUGUUGGAAGAAUUACUCGUGUCAUGAACAAGUAGACGUCCUAACUGACUUGCCAAAACUAUAGUUUGUUAACAAGAAAUUUGUGGAGUGGUUGAAAAACGAGUCUUAACAACUAACAUAAGUGUAAACUUCUGACUUCAACUGUAUAUAUUUUUCAUUACAUUGUUUGCAAACUGAUAUGUGACACGUAAUUAAUGCCAAAAUAACAUGCAAACAGGCAACAUAAAUUUUUUUUUUUUUUACAAGAAAUUAUUGAAUUUAUAUUAUUUUUGUGUGGUAAAAACUUGCCUAUUGGUUAAAUAUACCACAGCUGUCAGCCAAUCAGCAUUCAGCUCAUCUGAAAUACUUACCCACCACAUCGCCUGGCCCUAGCAAAUCCUGAUCCUCAGUAGACAGGCUGAAAAGUGUUUGCUGAAAAAAAAAGAAGGCUGUAGGCCUAUUUAGUACAAUCUGAUAACAACAUCAGAUUGUCAACAAAAUAAUGUGAAUGUUCAAUCUUGAAUUAAGCAAUAACAUUUAUCUACCAGUAGCCUAAUAAAAAGGUAUUGAACAGGCAGUGCUAUACUGAAUCUUCGAAUGGGAGAUUGACGAGGUUCGGGGCGUGUGUGACGCGUGUAGCUGUGGCAGACACUCGUCCACGGAGAAUAGAAGAGAGAGAGAGAGCGUGCAGGGGAGGGAGGAGGAACUAAAAGAAAAAAGUUCAAACUAAAAAUGGCUUCCUUGUCUUUGGAGUCUGCAGAACAAUCCGAGAAUAGCACGGAGGAGUCUACCAAAGAGGCCGCUCUGGUAAAAGAGGAGACGGAUCCGGAUGAAGUUUCAGAACAAUUGCUCAAAACUUUCCAGAACUCCGCGCUCAGCUUUUCGACAGAUCAAGUAGCAUGUCUGUGCGAAGCCCUUCUACAGGCGGGCAAUGUGGAUCGCCUGUGGAGAUUCCUAUCAACCAUCCCUCCUUCGGCGGAGCUGCUACGUGGCAACGAGACGCUGCUCAAGGCCCAGGCACUGGUCGCUUUCCACCGGGAAGAAUUCAAGGAGCUUUACGCAAUAUUGGAAAGCCACGACUUCCACCCCAGCAACCAUGGGUUCCUGCAGGACCUCUACUUGCAGGCGCGCUACAAGGAGGCGGAGAGGUCCCGAGGUCGUAGCCUGGGCGCGGUGGACAAGUAUCGGCUUCGGAAGAAGUUUCCCCUGCCGAAAACAAUCUGGGAUGGAGAGGAGACUGUGUAUUGUUUCAAAGAGAAGUCUCGCAAUGCACUGAAAGAGUGUUACAAAGGCAACAGGUAUCCCACUCCAGACGAGAAGAAAAACUUGGCCAAAGUGACUGGACUCUCCCUCACGCAAGUUAGCAAUUGGUUCAAGAACCGACGGCAGAGAGACCGAACCCCGUCCGGUACCAACAGCAAAAGUGAGUCCGAUGGUAACCACAGCACAGACGAUGAGGGUGAUGACAUCUCAGACAAACCAGAGGACAUUGUGGGCUCCACAGCCUCCAUCUCCCUCUCUGGCACCCCCUGCAGCACUGGAGGCCAGCUCUUCCUCAACGGGGCAGGUGGGUUCCUUACUGCCUCCCACCCCUUACUCAUCAACGGGGGCUCCCUGAUCUCCGGGGCAGGGGGUGGCGUCAUCAUCAACGGGCUGACCCUGAGCGAUGGUCACACUGUUACCCUCAGCCCCAUAUCGGCUAACUCACCUCUGCUCUUUAAUGGAGCGCAGGUCAUAUCCAAGAGCAGUGAGGAUAUGGGUCUUGAGGGCCAGGGGGUUAUGGCCAUGGAGGCCCAGCCCAGCUCUGCCAUCUCCCUCCCUCUGACAGAGGAUCUUAAGACGGACAAUGUAAGCCUGACGAACCCCUCAACCAUCCCCACCCUGGACUUCAUCAAUGUCCCAGAGGGGAUGGUUCUCAAAGCCGAGGACAUCCAGACAGUCUCUCCUUCCUCCUUGUCUUCCCCCUCAACAUUCUCCCCCACCUCCCUUUCCUCCCCCACCUCCCUUUCCUCCCCCACCUCCCUUUCCUCCCUCACCUCCCUUUCCUCCCUGGUUCUGACUCAAAAUGGCUGCCUCUCCGACACCCUCACCCUUCCGGUCUCUAUAUCCUCUCCGGGCGUGGUCAUCUCCAGCCCUGUAGUGGGCCUCCCCAGCCAGCAGGGGGAGUAUGUGGUGUUUGCCACGGCUGGUUCUCAGCUCACCCCCUCCAGCUCCAUCUGCCAGGUGGUGUCCUCCUACAGCUACUCCACCCCACAGGUAUUCUCCCUGCCUCAGGUGGUGCCCUCCAUCCAGGGUGUCCCCGUAUCCCAACUGGUCCAACACACACCUGGAGGCCAGGUGUCCCAGUGUCCCCAGUUAAUCCCAGUGUCCCCCCUCACCUCCUCUCUCCCCCAGGGCACCCUCUCCCAGUUCCAGGCCCACCAGACUCUGAACAUCGCCCCCCGCCUCGCCCAACCCCUCCCCCAGCAUCAUACUAGUUCUUCUACGUUGGGAGAGGGAACCACCAUCCUCUCCCUUUCCCAGCUCCCCAACGGACAGCUCCCCCAGGGACUCACACUCCAGCUGGGUGAACAGACCUCAGCUACCAUCCCCACUCUGACCCAGAUCCAGUCCCCACUAGGCCAUCACCAGAUCAUCUCUCAGUCCAAAGAGACAAUCCCAGGCCAGUUGGUUCCCCUCUCCCUGCCCCAGCUGGUGCCUGUCUCCUCCACGGGACAACUCUCCUUCCCUCAGGUGGGCCCAUCCACCCCUUCUCUAUCUGGAUCUGGUGGAGCCUUCCAGAUCCUAACCUCGGCCCCUGGAGGUGGGAUGACUCAGGGGCCCUUCAGGAUAAACCAGCUGGGACCCCUCCAGACUGUAGGCCCCCCGACCAGCAUGGCUCCUGCUGUCCAGCUCCUCAACUCUGGGGUCAUUCAGCUCCCCUCCGCCUCGCCAGGGAAUCUCCUCUAUGGUGGAAGCCCCAUCCUGAGUUACCAGAACGGCAAGCUGAUCCUAACUAUCCCAGCUGGCAUCCAGUUCGGCAGCCUGCCCAUGAAAUCCGUCGCUGAUGCUUCUAACCACCACACCAACGGAGUAGGCCCUGGACUCACCCUCAACCCUGUCAUCCAACCUACACCUACCCUCCUCCCAGUCUCCACCUCCGUCCCAACGUCCAACACCCUCCAGACGUCCCCCCUCUGCUUCAUCAACUCCUCUCCGCUCUACUGCACUCCUGAGAUGGGUGUCCCCACCAACCUGCCCCUCUCCACCACCUCCCCACACACCCUGGACCUCUCUGCCACCCACACCCCUCCCAAUGCCCUCACCCCAGAGAGCAUGCUCUCCCUCAGCCCCAUGUGCAGCGGAGUGACCCCCACCACUCAGCUCUCCCACACCACCUGGAGCCCUGUCCCCCUCUCCACCUCUGCCAGCCUGACUAUGUUUGACGUCCGUGGGAAGGGAGAUCUGCCCGAGGACCCGCCUCUGCUGGACCUACCUGGAGGCGAGGCCCUUCUACUAGGCAGCACCUCUCCAGAACAGGAUGUGGACAGGGGGUCGCAAUUGGGGGACCCAGUGGAGAUGGAUGGAGACCCCAAGAUCCUCACCCAGCUACAAUCAGUCCCUGUGGAUGAUGGGUUGGGGCUGUAAUCCAGUCUCCCAGCCCACACCACCACAAACUGUUACAGAACAAUCUGUAUGGUUUUGUUUGUCUGACCUCAGUGCUCCCCUGGCUAGGUUUGCAUUGAGGAGUGGACAGGCUUUGACUCGUAAGAGAAAGGUGCUUUGACUAAAUAAAUCCUCUGCCGUUGAUCCUUUGGAUAAACAGUCAUGGGAUAGGCUGAUUGUAUGCAACGCGGAAUGACCUGGAGGAUGGCCUUUCAUACAGGCUAGCCUAUUCCCUGAUUUGUGUUACUCAACUGUCCACUGCUUAAGUCUCCACAAUUUAAGCACUCAUCUGCCUUCCAUAAGCCCAGAGCCCUUCCUGUGUCCAAUCAGAGCACAACGUUUAUUUGUAAGGACAUUGCUACUUCUGUGCACAGACGUCCGUUUCAGCCAAGACUAUUUGUACUACAAGGGAAUGAAUGCCUUGGGUUUUAUAUGUGGUGUUGGUUGAGCAGUAUGCCACGGCCAGGCUCUGUCUUAAGUCUCUAAACACAGUCAAAUGCAGACACAGACGAGCGUUCAGUCGUGUUGAGUUGGUGGUUCUGCAUGGCUGCUCACUCUAGUGCUGGUGUAGUUUUGAGUGCUGCCGAGUAUUGCACGGUUUGGCCUCGGUGAAGGCUACAGAGAGUGGACUGACAGUGGCACCAGAGACCCCGGACUUCUAGCAUUGCGAUGGACUGUGUACCCCUCUCUGUCAACUGGUCAGCAGUGUCACCGCAUCAAGGGCGCCAGCUCAUCAUUUAACGACAUUUUGGUAUAAAUGCUAAGCGCUAUCGCAUCUGCGGUAUGUAGGAGGAAAUGGGAGUCCCCUGAGAUUUUUUUUACUCUAUGCAAUCGAUGCAUGUUCCUCGUGUAAAUAUGACCAUGUGACACAGAUAUGACAUGUAUUACAAGCAGUAUGUAAGCAAGUCUAAUUGGGAUAGACCAAGCUUUUAUUAAAGACAGCCUUUUUAUACACUAUGAAAUCUCAUGCGCGUGCACUACGAAACGCCUGAUCACAUUGUUGGAUAUUUCCAGUUGAAUUCGCCACAAUCGUACACUACAUUGUAUAUUGCGUCUAUGAAUGACAAAAAAUAAUAAUAUUGUGUUCUUAUAUUACUUGUAUGGGUUUGAUCUAGACCUUGUAAGUGCCUUAUUAUCCAGUUGCUGAGGUUGGCGGGCCAGUUUUCUUGCCUUUUAUCUUCAAAGUGAAGAAUGUGUUCUACUCUUCACAAAAUGUAAGCACCAUUGACACAAGCUACUUCCCACAUUGAUGUUGAAUGUGAGUUUUGUGAUAACCCUUUUGAACUCCAGAGAAACGUAAUCUAGUACUCCGUUGCACGUUGAGCGUGACUUAACGCCUACCAUGACAUAAUAACCAUUGAGAUCUCGCUGUACGUUUUGCACAUUUUCGUCCUUGUCAUGUUUUACGUCUUUGGCGAUGGCCAAAUUCUAUUCUGAAAACCUGCUGCCUUUUCUCUGUUCUUGACUAAUUGCGCUCACUGUUCUGAAAGGGGAAUAGAGAGGUCGAAUCAGCUAAGUUUCAGGCAGCCUCUGUCUAUCCUGAUAUCAGCAACAGUGAGUCAUGAAGCCCUGAGAGCAGGCGACAGGACUCCUAGAAUGGAAUGCUAUCCAGCGAGACGUGGUGCAGAUGUUCUCGCCAUAAACUUUAAAAUACUCACCAUCUCUCCAUAACCACAGCACAAAGAGCAAAUUAGUUCUCUGGCCAACGGUACAACAACGCUACUCUUCCGUGUCACUCCCAACUGUAUGUUUUUGUUUCUUGUGUAUUUAAAGCAUGUAUCAAUAAUUUUCUAGUAGUAGCUUUGGAUGAAAAGAAAGAGGUAUCCAUGAGGAAAUUGGACACAGGAAAAAGCAUCAAUGGACCUUCCCAGGGGCUGGCUGGUUGUACGGUCUCAGAAUAAUGUGUACAGUUGUGGCCAAAAGUUGAGAGAAUGACACAUUCAUUUUCACCAGGUUUGCUGCUUCAGUGUCUUUUAGAUAUUUUUUGUCAGAUGUUACUGUGGAAUACUGAAUUAUAAUUACAAGCAUUUCAUAAGUGUCAAAGGCUUUUAUUGACAAUUACAUGCAGUUGAUGCAAAGAGUCAAUAUUUGUUGUGUUGACUGUUCUUUUUCAAGACCUCUGCAAUCCGCCCUGACAUGCUGUCAAUUAACUUCUGGGCCACAUGCUGACUGAUGGCAGCUCAUUCUUGUAUAAUCAAUGCUUGGAGUUUGUCAGAAUUUGUGGGUUUUUGUUUGUCCACCUGCCUCUUGAGGAUUGACCACAAGUUCUCAAUGGGAUUAAGGUCUGGGGAGUUUCCUGGUCAUGGACCCAAAAUAUCAAUGUUUUGUUCCCCGAGCCACUUGGAGCACCUUGCCAUAAGGCAAAAGUGAUAACUGUCAUGCUGGGAAAGGCAUUGUUCAUCACCAAACUGUUCCUGGAUGGUUGGGAGAAGUUGCUCUCUGAGGAUGUGUUGGUACCAUUCUUUAUUCAUGGCUGUGUUCUUCGGCAAAGUUGUGAGUGAGCUCACCUCCUUGGCUGAGAAGCAACCCCACACAUGAAUGGUCUCAGGAUGCUUUACUGUUGGCAUGACACAGGGCUGAUGGUAGUGCUCACCUUGUCUUCUCCGGACAAGCUUUUUUCCAGAUGCACCAAACAAUCGGAAAGGGGAUUCAUCAGAGAAAAUGACUUUACCCCAGUCCUCAGCAGUCCAAUUCCUGUACCUUUUGCAGAAUAUCAGUCUGUCCCUGAUGUUUUUUCUAGAGAGAAGUGGCUUCUUUGCUGCCCUUCUUGACACCAGGCCAUCCUAGAAGUCUUCGCCUCAUUGUGCAUGCAAAUGUACUCACACCUGCCUGCUGCCAUUUUUGAGCAAGCUCUGUACAGGUGGUGCCCCGAUCCUGCAGCUGAAUCGACUUUAGGAGACGGUCCUGGCGCUUGCUGGACUUUCUUUGGUGCCCUGAAGCCUUCUUCACAACAAUUGAACCGCUCUCCUUGAAGUUCUUGAUGAUCCGAUAAAUGGUUGAUUUAGGUGCAAUCUUACUGGCAGCAAUAUCCUUGCCUGUGAAGCCCUUUUUGUGCAAAGCAAUGCUGACGCCACAUGUUGCCUUGCAGGUAACAAUGAUUGACAGAGGAAGAACAAUGAUUCCAAGCACCACCCUCCAUUGAAGCUUCCAGUCUGUUAUUCAAACUCAAUCAGCAUGACAGAGUGAUCUCCAGCCUUGUCAACACUCACACCUGUGUUAACGAGAGAAUCACCAACAUGAUGUCAACUGGUCCUUUUGUGUCAGGACUGAAAUGCAGUGGAAAUGUUAUUUUGGGGGGGAUUCAGUUAAUUUGCAUGGCAAAUAGGGACUUUACAAUUCAUCUGAUCACUCUUCAUAACAUUCUGGAGUAUAUGCAAAUUGCCAUCAUACAAACUGAGUCAGCAGACUUAAUUAAUAUGUGUCAUUCUCAACUUUUGGCCACUACUGUAGAUAAUGAUGACAUCACCACUUCUCAAAUGAUAUUAUACACGUACAAUCUGAAUAGGAUGUUAAUACCUGUAGCAUUCAUGUGCCAAAGGAAUGUUGCAAGUUCUUUAUUUUUUUUUAUUGGUGUUUGGACUUUUUUUUGUUGGUUCGGAGCGGUUUUUGUAGACGAUACUGUGCAUGAGUUGGACACUAAAGGAGUGUGUGUGUGUGUGUGUGUGUUUUGUUUAUCCAUGAGCCCAACCCUUGUCUACAUGUAGUGGUUUUUCUCUUUUAGUGUGUGGUGCUCCAAAGGCUGUUUGUGCACAAUCUCCUACACACACACACACACACGUGUGCGCACACACACAACCUUCAGCUGAGUUAUCCAAAGAUAUGAAUUUUUUUUAAUGUACUUUUUAAUAGCGAGUAAAGGGACUAUUAGAUAUUUUUAAACGUCUGUUUUGUCCUCUUUUGAGAGGUUGGUUUUGUACUUAAAGUUAUUUUAUUUUUUAUAUACAGUUUUAUUGUGAUUCUAAUAAACUACAUUUAGAAUA